AUGGAACCCACAUCGAAGCCUCCAUCCCGACCCUCCCUCGCCAAAAAGGCCAAGCGCUACCGCAUCCUGUCAACCGUCCUCUCCCUACUAGACAGGUAUCUCUCCUGGCCCCUCCCCCCAAAACCAAAGCUCAACAUCGCCAUUCCCUCGAAAGUGAGCAAAUCUCCCGGCUCAAUCCAACUCUACAUCUUCACCGCACCCUCAAAAUCCGUCUCAUCCCGCAAACCAACCAACCCACCACCCCGCCCCGUCCUAAUCGACUUCCACGGCGGCGGAUUCUCCAUCGGCCACGCCCUCGACGACGCCCGCUGGGCCGGUUCCGUCCUAAAAGCCCACCCAGAAGCCGUCAUCGUAAGCGUCGACUACCGCCUAGCCCCAGAACACCCAUACCCCGUAGCCCUGGAAGACAGCGUCGACGCAGUGAUAUGGCUAUACCAGAACGCAGAGACAUACAAUCUCGACAAGACACGCUUCGUCCUGUGCGGCACCAGCGCAGGCGGGAAUCUCGCUCUAGCAGUGCCCUUCCGAUUACAUAAGGAACUGCAGCACAAGCGAUGGGCGUCGAUAGGGAAGAUCCCGCUGGCCGGGUUGGUAGCGUUCUACCCGAGUGUCGACUGGACGCGCACGAGGAGAGAACGGGAUGCUACGAACCCCAUUGCGGCGGAGAAAUCCAUGAUCUCGCCUUCUAUGUACAAGUUUUUUGAUGAUUCGUAUCUUCUCCCGGCGGCUCUGCCGAAGCGGCCGGGGACGGGCCGGGUGGAUAUGUCACAUCCUUGGCUUUCGCCUGGGUUGGCGCCGGCGUCGUUGUUGCAGGCGGCUUAUCCGCCUGCUGUGGCGAUUUAUACUUGUGGGUGGGAUCAGUUGCUUGUUGAGGGGAAUGCGUUUCGGGAGAGGCUUGGGGGGUUUGUGGAAGAGGGGAAAAUGGCGAGUGUGGGUGGGUUUGUGGUUGAGGAUGUUGUUCAUGGGUUUGAUAAGAAGCCUUCUUUUUGGAGGGGGAAUCGUGAUCGGGAGAGGAUGUAUGGUGAUGCUGUUGGUCAGUUGAAGGUUAUGUGGGAGAUUGAUUGA
Messenger RNA from Penicillium paradoxum, 1065 nucleotides. Its product is annotated as alpha/beta hydrolase. The transcript has a single exon. NCBI's taxonomy places the organism in Eukaryota, Fungi, Ascomycota, Eurotiomycetes, Eurotiales, Aspergillaceae. Gene Ontology annotation, molecular function: hydrolase activity. The record is from RefSeq and is a predicted model, not a curated record. Bases 1 to 1065 code for a protein of 354 amino acids.